AUGGAGGAAGAAACAAAAUUCCUCUCACGCCCACCUACAAAUUUGAAAUUACGACGUGGUGUAGAACCCAUAGUUGACAGGAAUCCAGAGAUGUUCUUAAAAAAUUUAAAGCGCGCGUUUUAUAAAGCAUCUGGUGAACAACGUACACUAACGUUAAAGAAAUGGAUAGAAUCUGGACUUUCAACCUUUUUACACAAUGGAAAACUUACUGCAAAUGAAUUUGUCGAAUAUUUUAAUAAAGUUGACGCAAAUUGCAAAGGUUACAUCGAAUGGCCCGAUUUAGCCAUGUAUAUGAUCUGUGAGACAUCACCUCCAGAGAAAAUCAAGAACGCAAACGACAAGAUUAUUGAAAAAGUUGAAGUUCCAAUUACAGUUAGACAGGAAUGUCAUCGUGGUACGAUCACACAAAUCGAUUCAAUACCAUGGAUACAGAGAUAUAUUACACUUAGCUAUGAUGCAAUUAAGUUUUGGAAAACAGAUCCUUUAGAAUUAGAUUAUUUUCUUAAAAAUCAAGCCAAUUUCUGUGCAUUCAUGGUUUUUAAGAAAUCGCAGAUCAUGGCUGUAGCAUUAUCAACACGUAGAAUCAUAUUCUACAAUACAAGUAAUUACACAUUACUUCCUGUAACAAUUGGAGCCUCACCAACAGCAUCCUCCAUCAAACACAUGAACUACAAUGACUCAAAGAAGCUUCUUUCUGCUCUACAAGGCCCAGAUCUCCCAUUAUACAAUUGUCCAACAAUUAUGAUCGAAGCAAUUUACGUUCCUAAGCGUCCUUACUUCUUUGACAUGCUCGUUGCUGAUGACUGUGGUGUCCUGUCAUAUUUCGCAUUGACAACACCUCAAAGAAGAGAUGGCCAGGAUUAUUCAAUUAAUUUAAUCUCUCAUAAAGAGAUCCACAAUGCUUCAAUCACAGAAAUAAAGCCACUAGAUGACUUAGAAGUAUACGCCACUGCAUCACUCGAUAAUACCAUUAAAUUUAUCCAAAUUGACAAUAAUAAUAUUACAAUUCUCAGAACAUUCAAUGAACUCAACCCAAUUGUCUCAUUCUGUUACUUCGAGCAUCAACACUCUAUCCUCAUUUGCAUGAAACAGUCGCCACCAACUGUUUGGUCAACGAAACCUCCGAAAAGAACAAUGUCUAUAUCGUUGAACUACGAUAUGCCGAUAAAAAGCGUUAAUUUCGACCACGACAAGACACAACAUUACAUGGUCGCGGUCUCACAAAACGGAGAUGUGAGAUUAUUCUCAGGAAUGACCUUCCUUCCUCAAGGUACGUACGAAAGCGAUUAUCAGGAGAAGUUUGGGUCCAUUGCUGUUGAUGAAGAUCGCCACAUUAUCCUUCUUGGAGCGAGAUUUCCUGUAUUAUGGAGAUCUGUUCAAGCGAAAGUCGUAGUUGAGAAUGUGGUACACAGGUUCUCUAUAUGCGGUUGCUUCUAUUCAGAGGACUUCCAGAGGAUUGUUACGACAGAUGUAAGAGGUGUUGUAAAUACUUUCGACCACACAAACGGAAACAACGAUUUCGGACUUAGAUUAGAUGUAUCUGGUCUCAAAACAGUCUGCAUCGAUGGAAGAGGCCGAAGACUCUUUACUACUUCAAAUCAUGGAAAUAUUGAUGUUUGGAAUCUCAAUUCCGGAUCAAUUCUUACAACAAUAGAAAGAAAAGAACCAGGAUUGAUAAACGGACUCAAGUUUUUCCAUUUCGGAGUCAGAAUGUUCCUUGCAUAUGCAACAACCGUCAAAAUAGCCGUUAUAAUGGUCGAAACAUUACCUGGUCAGUUCACUUUUCUUUCUAGAUUAGAAGGCCACACCAAAAACAUCACUUGUAUCGACGCAUCUUCCAAACACGGCGUUGUCGUCACAGGAGCAACCGGUGGAGAGAUGAUUAUGUGGCCAUUGGAUCCAAACGAGAAUCCCAGGAAGCAAAUCAUUGGUAGCGAUGUCGACAACAUCUGCAUUAAUGGAGAUUAUCUUUAUGCAUCGUGCGAAGACGGAACAAUCACUUGUCUUUCACUUCCUCAUUUCGAGAACCUCCUGAGAGUCAAAGGAAUGCCAUACUCAAUCACUUAUUCUUUGACUGCAAUCGCUUGUGCAAAUGACAUCGUUGUUUCAGGAGAUUCCAACGGUUAUUUGACGGUUUUUAAGACGAUGAACGAUAAGUUCUAUAACAUGUUCCCUGUUAAAGUUUUCCGCUGCCAUGAGAGCGAAAUCACACAGUUAAUGUUCAUUCCCGACAGUCCAUAUUUACUGACAAUUGGCGGUGAUUUCACAAUGAGAUUGUGGGAGACUGAAAAUUUCGAAUGCGUUGGAAAUUUCACGAGAAACAGUCAGUGGAAUAUAUCCGACCAGACAACAUAUAUCAAGCAGGACAUCAAAGAAAACGAGAAGUACCAACAGGCAGAGAAAACAGAGAGCAUCAAAAUGACUUCUUCAAUGAUGACAGCGAGAUCUGUGAACUCGAAUGGUCCAAUGCCUUCAUCGCGUUCUCCUGUCAUGAGAAAAAGAGAUUCAUUGUUGAACAUGAGCGAAUUAAGAUCAUCAAGGAAACUCGCUAACAAUGCAUCAAUGAAGUCUAUGCUGUCAACUGCUUCAAUAAGAAAAGCUCUAGGUCAAGAACCAGAGAGAUCUCCAUCGGAAGGAUCAAUUGACUGGGAUGCUGCUUUCGAAAUGAUUUCUUCGUAUUAUUCUUCGGCUGAUUCAAGGGAAUACCAAGUACAAAGCUUGGAUGAAGUCGUAAGAAGAGAACCAGAAAAGGAGAGCCAAGUACUUAUUGACCCUCUCAUUGAGAAUAUCAUCGCAAAUGACCCUUCAAAGGAAGUCAAGAAGAUAUCAGAAAGCACUAAGGUGUUUUCUUCAAAGAAACAGUCAAGAGUUGAAUCAAAACUUAAUAUGAUUGUCAAACCUAUGCAUAGAUCUGCUCCUUCUUUACUUUAA
Trichomonas vaginalis G3 is the source of this 2931-nucleotide messenger RNA. Its product is annotated as WD repeat-containing protein family. Gene Ontology annotation, molecular function: protein binding; calcium ion binding. The transcript has a single exon. The record is from RefSeq and is a predicted model, not a curated record. The coding region runs from base 1 to 2931 and encodes 976 amino acids. NCBI's taxonomy places the organism in Eukaryota, Parabasalia, Trichomonadida, Trichomonadidae.